Molecule: messenger RNA, 4497 nt
Organism: Opisthorchis viverrini
Lineage: Eukaryota; Metazoa; Platyhelminthes; Trematoda; Opisthorchiida; Opisthorchiidae
Exons: 17
Coding region: 1-4392 (1463 amino acids)
Molecular function (GO): extracellular matrix structural constituent
Source: RefSeq, a predicted model, not a curated record
AUGAUUAUGCUAACUUUCAGGGGUAAACUGUACCCACAGGAACCUCAAUGGCCCAGUCCAACCCCCCGUACCUAUACACAAGAACAGACCACCAGAGCAAGUACAACAAUGGCGACCACGACCCCCAGGACUACAACCACCACUACCACACGGAAGCCAGCCACUCCCCCUCCUGUCGGACCGACGGGACUAAAAGGACCACAGGGUCCACCUGGUCCUCCAGGGCCACCGGGUGAUCCUGGGUUUGACGGUGACAAUGGAAUGCCAGGACUCCCGGGACCACCAGGGCCGCCACCCCAAGAGACCGAAGGACAGCUUUCCCAACUGCGUCAGAUGGUUAAAGGCCCAGUGCCUCAAAACGUCACUACGUACCAGGAUAUUCGAGUGACCAUGGGACCACCAGGGGAGCCAGGUCCUCCGGGGUUUCCUGGAGUCAUCGGCAUUCCCGGUCCCAUCGGACCACCGGGAUUUGUUGGAGAUCCAGGUCCACCCGGACUUCCAGGAUCCCGUGGACAUCCGGGUCCCGUUGGUGAGGAUGGUAAAAGUGGACCAAUGGGUCAGCCGGGCCUAAAGGGAGCUCGAGGACCAGCAGGACUUCCUGGUACCCCAGGCGAACCAGGUCUGAAGGGCCCCGUUGGAUUUCGCGGAGAGCGUGGUGAACAGGGCGCUGUUGGAAUCAAAGGAGUAAUAGGGAACGAUGGAUUAAAGGGGCUUGUUGGGCCACCAGGUCCAAAGGGAGCUGUCGGCCUACGAGGACAUCGGGGUGAACCAGGACCUAGGGGUAUUGCUGGACCCCCAGGCCCCGUGGGAAUCGAUGGCACCAGCGGAGUUCAAGGACCACCUGGUGAUGCCGGUUCUCCCGGGCCUCAAGGCAGCCCUGGUAGACAGGGCCCUGAAGGCAUCAAGGGUAAUCCAGGUAUGGCGGGCCCCAAAGGAGAGGUUGGAUUCCCUGGGAUUCGCGGAGAUCGUGGAGCACCCGGUCCACCAGGACCUUCUGGAAAACAAGGUGUUUAUGGACCAGCAGGAGCAGUUGGAAAUAAGGGUGAGAUGGGAGAUCGUGGGCAUCCAGGAGAACCUGGUCCUGCAGGCUUCCGUGGGUUUGUUGGUUCCGAAGGCGAAUCGGGAACCGCGGGUCCGAAAGGACCUGAAGGGGCUGCCGGAUUACAAGGUGCUCAAGGACUACCUGGUGUUGAAGGUGAUAAGGGUCGUCGUGGUGAGCGCGGUCCCACUGGUCCUGUAGGCGAAGUUGGCAGAAGGGGAAUUCGCGGAUCCGCCGGACCACCUGGACCGCCAGGGUUUGAGGGGAGUAGAGGUCCUCCAGGAAGCCGUGGAACACCAGGUCCGGAAGGUCCUCCAGGAGCAAUUGGUAUUCCAGGCGAUCCAGGCUCACCAGGUCCUAUUGGAGAGAAAGGUUCUGAAGGUGAUCUUGGCGCCAGUGGUCCAAGGGGAUCAACAGGUCCAAGAGGUAAAACUGGAUCCCGAGGACAACCUGGACCGAAUGGGGAACCAGGACCAAAGGGUCCUCUUGGAGCCAUCGGUCGACCUGGUAUGGUUGGAGCACCGGGUAUACCUGGACCCCAAGGGCUCCAGGGACCACAAGGUAUUCGAGGACCUCCAGGCUCAAUGGGUAAAUCUGGUGAACCUGGUGCCAUAGGCUCUCGAGGGCAACGUGGAGAUCGUGGACCUCGGGGUGAACCUGGUCCUCCAGGACCUUUCGGACCCGUAGGAGAGAAAGGCCAACGAGGACAACCUGGCAAACGGGGUCCUAUGGGACCCGAAGGCCGAGCGGGUGCAGAAGGCGCUCCAGGAACACCUGGAAAGCCCGGCGAUCCGGGGCCAGCAGGUGAGCCAGGAAGUCUUGGACCACGAGGACGUCUGGGAGAGCGCGGUGCGCCUGGACAAAUGGGACCCAUGGGUCCGCCAGGUCGACAGGGUCCAAAAGGCACAGCCGGCCCCAUCGGUAACGACGGACCUAAAGGAGAUCGGGGAGAAAAAGGUACCAUGGGCGAGGCUGGACCUGUUGGACUGAAUGGACCUCCAGGUAAUGCUGGCAUCCGUGGUCCACGUGGACAAAAGGGGGAACAAGGCGAAACUGGUCCGCGCGGUGACCCGGGACCGAUUGGACCACCAGGAGAGCGAGGGUCUGAUGGAAAUAUUGGACCAAUGGGACAGCAGGGUCCUCCCGGAAACAAAGGUCAACCCGGUCUCCGUGGCCCCCAAGGGGACAAGGGAGUAGCUGGGGAUCAAGGAGAACAAGGAAUUCCAGGUGAGAUCGGAAAGCCUGGAAUGCCAGGUCCGCCUGGUCCAGUGGGCAUGAAAGGUCUCAAAGGUGAACAAGGACCAAUUGGAAGUCGGGGUGAACCAGGUGCCUUGGGACGCAAAGGCGUUCAAGGUCCUGCGGGUCCGAAGGGCCUUCCUGGACUGCCUGGUCGUCAAGGCGACCGAGGAAAGCCAGGCGAACAAGGUGAUCAAGGUGCAGCAGGGGCACCGGGGUCACCGGGUCCAGCAGGUGCAGAUGGUGAACGUGGUCGUCCAGGCCCACCAGGUCCAUCCGGAAGACAUGGAGCCAAGGGUGAUACAGGGGAGCCUGGUCUAUCUGGUCCACCUGGAACAACUGGACCACCGGGACCUCCCGGACCUGCAGGUCCGAAAGGAGAGCGUGGGAGCCCUGGACCACAGGGUAUUGUUGGACCAAUUGGACCGGCCGGUGAACAAGGACCCCGUGGGCCUCCGGGGCCUAUUGGACCCACUGGAAUAGUCGGACUCGCUGGAAAACCUGGUCUCAUGGGUCCUCCAGGAAACAUGGGUCCUGCAGGCCGAAUGGGACUCCCCGGUCCACCUGGUAAACCCGGCCCAUCUGGCAAGCGCGGUCCACGAGGAGAGGAGGGGGCUCAAGGUCCGGAUGGAAACCGUGGUAUUAUGGGGCCUCCGGGCGCAGCAGGCGUACGUGGGCCACCAGGGGAACGUGGACCUGCAGGACCACGUGGAAUGCGAGGCGCUCCAGGUAUUCAAGGUCCUCCAGGGGUUGUCGGUAAAUCAGGACCCACUGGUGCGACGGGAAAACCAGGUGAAAAGGGAUUCCAGGGGAAACGCGGGGAGCCAGGCGAUAGUGGUAUUCCAGGCCCAAGAGGUGCAGUUGGGCCGGAUGGAAAACCCGGUGAACCCGGAGACCGAGGAGCACCCGGGAACAUGGGACUUAUGGGACCUCCUGGAAUUGGUGGACCUCCGGGAGUACCAGGACCACCUGGAUCGGCUGGUCCACAGGGUCCUGCGGGUCCCGGUGGUCCAGAAGGUGAGCGGGGCGUCAUGGGAGGCCCCGGUCCGGCAGGACAACUUGGGCCAAUGGGACCUCCAGGUCCUCAGGGACCCCCCGGGGAUCCAGGGCCAACGGGACCCGACGGACCACCAGGAAUGUCAGGGCUUCCCGGUGCUCCAGGAGAGUUCAAAACCGAUUACACUCAUUUAUUCAGCCGACCGCGAGACAGCGAAACAGAGGUUAUGUCCGACCAACCAUUUCGUCGAGGUCGACGCUGGUCCGACGAUGAAAUCGAUCCAAGCCAGGAAACGGAUCCAAAUGAUGAAAACGAAGAUGUCUUUGAGGCGCUUCGGAGAGUUGGCAGCUUGGUUGUUGGUUUGCACAGCGGUAGCGGAACUCAGUUUGAUCCAGCUCGAACAUGUGCGGAUUUGAAACGAGAUUAUCCGUCAAAGAAGGAUGGUAUUUACUAUGUUGAUCCAAACGGAGGUCAUUGGCGCGAUGGUCUGGCAGUCUACUGUCGAUUCAGCGGACUGGAGACUUGUGUGGCACCUACCAUGGAGCAAAUGCCAUUUGCCGUGAUAACCGCUCGCAACGGACUCUCAGUUUGGUACACAGAAUUGACACUAGAUUCCGAACUAACUCAAAUCGAAUACCAAAUGCCAAAAGAUCAGUUGGUCUUCUUGCAACUGUCAAGUGAAGUGGGGAUCCAGCGUCUGAAAAUCAAUUGCAAGAAGAUGCGGGGGGGACGGGAACCUGUGUUGCUUAGUGACGAUGGGCGAUUGGUCCAGCUUAAUGCCAGCGGUGCGUCAAUAUCUAUUCAAAUCGAGGAAGAUACGUGCAGCACCAAAGACUAUGGCAGCCUCUUAAUUACUAUCCGCACAAAACAACCCACCUUACUGCCCAUACGUGAUGCUCGGUUUUUCCAUGGCAAAGAUUCUUCUGCCAGCGUAUCCCUGGAAGUUGGCACCGUUUGUUACGGGGGUAUUGACCCGGAAGAACCUGCGUUCAUAGAAAAGCUUCAAGAAGAGCAAGAUGACUUCACAGAGUUUCCCUUAAACGAUGGGACCAGUGCUUCUGCUACUCUCGUGAACCGCCAGCCGAGGUGGGACACGCUUUCAAAACUUUUCACUUCGUGAGAUACGGAUGUAUUCCUGAAAUUGUACCUAACACCAUGUGUUUUUAUGAUGACCUAUCGUUUACCGAAGCAGAAGGAAAAUAGUUUGUCCUGUCUUGAGUGCUCA